This is a messenger RNA of Ilex paraguariensis (yerba mate), 360 nucleotides long. NCBI's taxonomy places the organism in Eukaryota, Viridiplantae, Streptophyta, Magnoliopsida, Aquifoliales, Aquifoliaceae. The record is from the annotation of a GenBank genome assembly.
AUGGGAUCUUCACUUAGUCCUGAGAGUGACAAGACACCAAAUAUGCAAUCAGUCUUCUCACUGGCACUGGAUACUUUUCAGGAAAAAAUCCCAAAUAAAGAAGCCAUUGCUGCAAAGUUGGAGGUAAUGCAUCAGCAAAGUUUAUCAGGUCCUGUUGUGGCACCACGUCAUGUUGGAUUUGUUGUGCUACCGCAGACUGGUGAUAUUGGAUUUGUUGUGGCACCGUGGACUGGUAAUUCUGGAUCUGUUCAGCCAUCUCGGCAACUGCUCUAUUUGAGAAUUCAUCUGCCAUUGCAACAAUGGAAGAAAGCAAGCCCAUGCACUUUCUCACAGCUCCUCUCCAAAAUUCUUGCUCCUUGA